Messenger RNA from Lampris incognitus (smalleye Pacific opah), 4457 nucleotides. RefSeq names its product glutamate receptor interacting protein 1 (gene grip1). The record is from RefSeq and is a predicted model, not a curated record. Gene Ontology annotation, biological process: neurotransmitter receptor transport, endosome to postsynaptic membrane. The transcript has 24 exons. NCBI's taxonomy places the organism in Eukaryota, Metazoa, Chordata, Actinopteri, Lampriformes, Lampridae. Gene Ontology annotation, molecular function: nuclear glucocorticoid receptor binding. The coding region runs from base 382 to 3384 and encodes 1000 amino acids.
GAGAGGUGAGGGGAUCUUGUGGAGCAGCAGUUAAGCUAGCUAGCUAAGCAGCAGCUCAGCAGCAGCUAAGCUAGCAGCUAGGCUAUGGAGCCGUGUUAGCGGAGGUGUGGAUGUAACAACAGGCCAUCGUGGACUCCUUAGCGGCACUGAGGUGCAUCAUGCCCGGCUGGAAGAAGAACAUCCCGGCCUGUCUCCAACCGGACCAAGAAGGAGAUGAGGGGCCAUACACCAAGCACUCUGCAGGGUCACGACCUCUGGAUGGAACCCUGGCCAUUAGAAGACAGAGUAUACCGGAAGAGUUUCGGGGCUGCACAGUGGUGGAGCUGAUAAAGAAGGAGGGGACAACUCUGGGACUGACGGUUUCAGGAGGUGUUGACAAAGAUGGAAAACCUCGAGUUUCCAACCUCAGACAAGGAGGAAUCGCCUCAAGCUGUCCAGGGGUCAGGGGUCAUGUUUAAGAAUGUGGAGGUGACGCUUCACAAAGACGGAAACACAUUCGGCUUCGUUAUCAGAGGUGGGGCUCAUGAAGACAGGAAUAAGUCCCGUCCUAUCGUCAUAACAACCAUCAGGCCCGGUGGGCCAGCUGACAGAGAAGGAACCCUGAAACCAGGUGAUCGUUUGUUAAGUAUUGAUGGUAUUCGUCUUCAUGGCACCAGCCUGUCAGAAGCCAUCAGCAUCCUGAAGCAAUGUGGUCAGGAGGCCACCUUCCUCAUCGAGUAUGACGUGUCUGUGAUGGACUCGGUGGCCUCGGCAUCUGGGCCGCUGCUGGUGGAAGUUGCUAAAACAGCCGGCUCCAGUCUGGGCGUGGCAUUAUCCACCUCCAUAUUCUGCAACAAACAGGUCAUCGUUAUCGACAAGGUAAAGCCUGCCAGCAUCGCAGACAGGUGCGGUGCGCUCCAUGCUGGUGACCACAUCCUAUCUGUUGAUGGGACGUCGAUGGAGUUUUGUUCUCUGGCUGAAGCCACUCAGCUGCUGGCUGCUGCCUGUCAACAUGUCCGGAUGGAAAUUCUACCACACCACCAAACGAGACUGGCCCUACAGGGACCUGAACAAGUUAAGGUCCAGCGCAGCACACGCCCCCUCCCAUGGGAAAGUGGGGGUUCAUCCUCCCCUCCCCUCCCCCCAUAUCAGCACUACAACACCUACCACCCUGACCACUCGUCCUCCAGAUCCCUCGCUCGCAACAAGACCACCAACCCUCCUCUGGGUCAGUCUUUCUCUCCAGGCUCCAUGUCGGCGUAUAGUCUCUCAUCCCUCAACAUGAGCACCCUGCCCAGGAAUAUGUAUCCCACAAGCCCCCGCGGUACACUGAUGAGGAGGAAGAUGAAGAAAAAGGACUUCAAGAGUUCCUUGUCCCUGGCGUCCAGUACCGUGGGUCUUGCUGGUCAGGUUGUUCAUACGGAGACCACUGAGGUCACCCUGCUGAGCGAUGGCAUCAUGGGUUUCGGUAUUCAGCUGCAAGGUGGCGUGUUUGCGACCGAGACGCUCUCCUCACCCCCACUCAUCGCCUACAUGGAUCCCGACAGCCCUGCUGAGAGGUGUGGUAUAUUACAGAUUGGAGACAGGAUAUUGUCUAUAAAUGGAGUUCCUACUGAAGACUCUACUCUGGAAGAAACCAAUCAGCUUCUUCGAGACUCUUCUAUCACCGCCCAGCUCAUCCUGGAGAUUGAGUUUGAUGUGGCAGAAUCGGUCAUUCCCAGUUCUGGAACGUUCCAUGUUAAACUUCCUAAGAAACCAGGAGUGGAGCUGGGGAUCACAAUCAGUUCUCCCUCCAACAGGAAGCCAGGUGAUGCUCUCAUCAUCUCAGACAUCAAAAAAGGCAGUGUGGCACACAGGACUGGUACUCUGGAACUGGGAGACAAGCUGCUGGCCAUCGAUAACGUGCGGGUGGAGAACUGCACGAUGGAAGAAGCCGUCCAAAUCCUCCAGCAGUGUGAAGAACUAGUCAAACUCAAGAUCCGUAAAGAUGAAGACAACUCUGAUGAACAGGAUGUGUGUGGCAGUGUCAUCUACACAGUAGAGCUUCAGCGGUAUGGAGGUCCCCUGGGAAUCACCAUCUCCGGUACAGAGGAGCCCUUCGACCCCAUCACCAUCUCCUCUCUAACAAAGGGGGGUCUGGCAGAGAGGACUGGGGCUAUCCAUGUAGGAGAUCGUAUCUUGGCGAUCAACAGCAGCAGUCUGAAGGGAAAACCACUGAGUGAAGCCAUCAGCCUCUUGCAGCAGGCGGGGGAGACAGUGACCCUCAAGAUCAAGAAACAAGGAGAGUUGUCCAGCCCUAAGUCCUGUGUGAUUGGCUCAGGUUUGGAGCAGGAGAACCAGGAAGUGGAAGAGGAGUCUGUUGCCAUGGCAGCUCCCCCCUUAGACCAACGACAGUUUAGCACCCUGCCGUCGGUGGACAGUGCCGUGGAGUCCUGGGACGGAUCCAACGUUGACAGCAUGUUUAACCCGGCAGCUCCCUUCCAGUCGUCUCCAUACAGUUUUCAUGAGUGGCAAAACAACAAGACAGCCAACAGCCAGUCACCUGCCUCCACUCGCCAGAGAACCAAUGCCCUGUCAGACCUGGGUCUGAGUGACGACGACUGGGACCGCCCACCUCUCAGCGGGUUCUGUGUGGGGCAUGAUGGGACAGAACCCGACCAGGAAGAGAACUUCUGGUCUCAGGCCCUGGAAGACCUGGAGACCUGCGGACAGAGCGGAAUACUGCGAGAGCUGGAGGCGACCAUCAUGUCAGGUUCAACCUUGAGUUUGAACCAUGACCCUGUCCCCCUGCGUAGUACGCUAGGACGCCAAGCAAGCUUCCAGGAACGCAGCACCUCUGGACCUCAGGUGACACCGCGGUCCAAUACACUGCCCUCUGACCCCCAGCGUAGAGCCUUCGCCAUGAGGAGGAUGAGACAGGAAGUCAGUGACAUCCUGACUCAGAGCCCUGUGGAACUCCACAAGGUAACUCUAGAGAAGGUUUCGGAUGUGGAAGACUUUGGGUUCAGUGUGUCUGACGGGCUGCUGGAUCGUGGUGUUUACAUAAACAACAUCAGAGCGGGGGGACCGGCCCAAUGCAGUGGGCUCAGGGCCUAUGACCGAAUACUGCAGAUAAACCAUGUGAGGACCAGGGACUUUGACUGCUGUCUGGUGGUUCCUCUCAUCUCUGAGUCGGGAAACAAACUGGACCUUGUCAUUAGCCGAAACCCUGCCUCUUCCUCUAAAACAGCCAAUCACAAUGAUGCCAUCGCCUCCAGUAACUCCACUCAGCCAAACAAUGGUGACCUGGCACUGUCAGAGCUUCCUAUUUGCAAAGGAGAAGAGGGACCGAUGAGCUGGAACCAACCAGGAGAGAGCUUGGGGGCGGGGUUAGGGAUAGGGGUUGGACUUAAUAACUCCUUAUAGCAGCAAACCAGAAUAAACCUCUUAUAACCAGACUGGACAUGAAAAACUGAUCAACACAUCCAGAUAAGAAGGAGUCAAAGUGGUCAAAUUGUAUUGGAGUGCCCCCUCCCCCCUCCCAUGGUGCUACACACCCUCUGGGUCAACUUAGACCCCUGACCCAUAAAAUAUGACCCUCGAUCUUAUAUCUGGUUCUGCACACUGAGCCUCCAAGCGCACAAUGGAUCGAACUGACCCAGAUCACCUCCCCUCCCAGUUCCACUGGUCUUACUAGGGUCAGAAAUGCAGCUGUUAUUGGCACACUGCUAGAAGGACCUACAGACAGACAGACAGACAGACUAGUAGUGAGGAAGACUGACAGACAGACAGGCCAGAGGGUCAGAGUUGGGUUGGAAAUUGAAGCCAAAAUAUCUCUGCAGCCCUCUAGUGGCUCUUUCCUGUAUAACUUUUAACCCUGCCAUCACCCAUGCAGAUGUGCUGGGCGCAGGCCGGACUACAGACAGUAGUCAAAGGAAAGUUUGCCUCAGGUGUGUUGAUUCCUUUCAGCGUGUUCCCGUCACACUGACGGCAGCCACAGCAACACUUAUCUGCUGCAUAACGGUCUGAUACAAGUCGUUUUACCGUAUUCAAAGGGACCUGGUCUGCCCCGGGGAUGAGUUGAUUGACAGCAGCAGACUGGUGAGUUGCUCAAUGAACAUAACAAGAGGGGGCGUGUUCAGAAUGCCCCGCCCCCCACCUCCACUGCACACACGCUACUUCUGGUUCUCAUGUGCUGCACUCAUGUGAGCAGGACAGAGAUGUUUUGGCUUCAGAGUGAUAUGAAGAGAGUGGACAGUGUCACGUUGUCCAGUCUCAUGUCCAGUCAGUGAGACGGGCAAGAGACAAGACUGGAUUCAGAACCCCUUCUGUGUGUUGUUGUGUCACGAGACCUGCAGACCACAGCAAUGAUGAUGAUGAUCAAGUUGAUGAUGAAGAGAAACUUAAUAAGAAAUUACAAAAUCAUUUUCUAUCAUUUAUACCUUGAAGACUGCUCACACUGUGUGUGUGUGUGUGUGUGUGUGUGUGUGUGUGUGUGU